Messenger RNA from Mustela erminea (ermine), 2577 nucleotides. RefSeq names its product T cell leukemia homeobox 3 (gene TLX3). The record is from RefSeq and is a predicted model, not a curated record. The coding region runs from base 45 to 1061 and encodes 338 amino acids. Gene Ontology annotation, cellular component: nucleus. Lineage: Eukaryota; Metazoa; Chordata; Mammalia; Carnivora; Mustelidae. The transcript has 5 exons. Gene Ontology annotation, biological process: regulation of transcription by RNA polymerase II; animal organ development. Gene Ontology annotation, molecular function: DNA-binding transcription factor activity, RNA polymerase II-specific; RNA polymerase II cis-regulatory region sequence-specific DNA binding.
GGAGAGGAAUUAGCAGCGGAAACUCCAGGUUCGGUUCAAGAAAGAUGACACAGAGCCUGUCGGGCCCGCGCACUCUUGGCAAAGUUUCAGUGCAACGAGAGGCGCCGGGCGCUCCAUGGCCGCGCCGUAACAGGGACCCAGCCGCCUCCCCGCCCAGCCCAGCCCAGCCCUUCCGCCCGCCCAGGAUGGAGGCGCCCGCCAGCGCGCAGACCCCGCACCCGCACGAGCCCAUCAGCUUCGGCAUCGACCAGAUCCUCAACAGCCCGGACCAGGACAGCGCACCAGCCCCGCGGGGCCCCGACGGCGCCAGCUACCUGGGAGGGCCCCCCGGGGGCCGUCCGGGCGCCACGUACCCGUCUCUACCCGCCUCCUUUGCCGGCCUCGGCGCGCCCUUCGAGGACCCGGGAUCUUACAGUGUCAACCUGAGCCUGGCGCCCGCCGGCGUGAUCCGAGUGCCAGCGCACAGGCCGCUGCCCGGGGCCGUGCCACCGCCUCUGCCUAGCGCGCUGCCCGCCAUGCCCUCCGUGCCCACGGUCUCCAGCCUGGGCGGCCUCAAUUUCCCCUGGAUGGAGAGCAGCCGCCGCUUCGUGAAAGACCGCUUCACAGCGGCGGCGGCGCUCACGCCCUUCACCGUGACCCGGCGCAUCGGCCACCCCUACCAGAACAGGACGCCGCCCAAGCGUAAGAAGCCGCGCACGUCCUUUUCUCGGGUGCAGAUCUGCGAGCUGGAAAAGCGUUUCCAUCGCCAGAAGUACCUGGCCUCAGCCGAGAGGGCGGCGCUAGCCAAGUCCCUCAAAAUGACGGACGCGCAGGUCAAGACCUGGUUUCAAAACCGGAGGACCAAGUGGCGGCGGCAGACGGCGGAGGAGCGGGAGGCGGAGCGGCAGCAGGCGAGCCGGCUCAUGCUGCAGCUGCAACACGACGCCUUCCAAAAGAGCCUCAACGAUUCCAUCCAGCCCGACCCUCUCUGUCUGCACAACUCGUCGCUCUUUGCUCUGCAGAAUCUGCAGCCCUGGGAGGAGGACAGCUCCAAGGUCCCCGCCGUCACCUCUCUGGUGUGAGCCACCAGCGCGCACAGUCUUCAAGCAUCGCCGCCCUUACCCGGCUGGGUGCCCCGGGCCCCCAGCCGGGCUGGGGUGGGGGGGGCCCGAGGCCGAGAGGUACAGGGGCCUCCGAGCUCGACUAGGCCUCGGGGCGCGGCCGCAUCUCCGCGGGCCGCGGAGGGGGCUGGGCCCGGGCUCCGCGCGGCUGCACAAUCCGAGCCCCCGCCCCGCGCCCAGUCCCGCCCCAGGCCCGGGCCUGACAAAGAAAGCGCCUUACGUUUCUCCGCCCCUCGCCCGCACCCCCCGGGCCGGGCGCCUGUAUUAUACUUUGUACUUUUGCCCAAACGUGUAAAUAAUAAAAGUUUUGGCUUUUUUCUUUAGAAACCGGCCACCUGCUUCCCCCGCGGGGGCCGCUGGAGGAGGGGCGGCCGACCAGGUGGCUGGGGGGAGCGCCAGGGCUGGGGCACCCUGCGUUUAGGCUGGGUCCACUCCUCUCCUUUUCCGUUCCUUUUAUUUAAGUCGUUUUAUUUAAUAAAAAAGUUAGCUAUUUCACUUAACGCCGCUUUUAUUUCGUUUUCGUUCCAAUAAUGCUCGGCGAACCCGACCCUGCGCCCCACCCCAUCUGCGGCAGAGGCCGAGCCGCGGUGUGCGGGGGCGCGUCCAUCUCUCCAAGCUUCGUCGGUUUUCAGCUCAGCUCCAACUGCGGCCCGGGGCCCCGGGGAGGAUCCGCGGUGCAGAUGACACAACUAAGUCUCGGUCACUUUAAAGUGGAUUUGUCCAAGGUCACAUAGCUGUCCGACUACAGCCAUUCUCUGUUUACUGGCCGGGGAUGCUCCACUCUGUUUCAAAAGUUGAGGUCUUCAACCAAAGUUGGAUUGCUCUACGGAGAUGGGGCCACCAUGGCUACGGGAGGUGGAGUUCUCAGAUGAAAUAUGAGCAGCUGUGUGACUUUUCCCACAAGGAGGCCAGGCAAACUCGCUAUUUCCUGACUCUCUCCGAGGGAGGAGAUGUCAGUGAUAUUGUGAGCAGACAGUGAUGAAGCAUCGGGAGAAAGAGCUGCUUUAGAUGAUGACCCCAGGCCCUUUAUACCCUCACGUUCAAAAGCACGGCAGGGAGCAUCUUAUGUUACUCACUGUAAUCUAAGACUUAAAGACCAGGUAAGGUGGAUUGUUUUGUUUUGUUUUGUUUUUCAAAUUCUUCAGGUAACAAGCAAAAGACCUUGAGCGUGGAGUUACUAAAUCUGAAGGUCAAGGUCUGGGCUGACAUCUUGGAUUUGUUUCUUCCACAUACGCCAGGUUUGGCCAACCUCACCACACACUGUACCAGACAAGCUUCUCCUGGGCUCCAUAAUGCUCAGCACACUGGGCACUUAGUAGGUGGAUCAGUGAGUCCUGGCGACUGUCCUACCCACAGCUUGAGCAGCUCGGCUUGAGCUGAGUGGCAGCCAGCAACCCCUCCCUUUCGGGCUGUGCUUGGUAAGCAGAGGUCAGAGUCUGAGGCUUCUCUGCAGGAAGGGCACCACGAAGAGAAAGUU